AUGAAGUCCAGUUUCUCCCUGCUCUUUUGCUUGCUGCUCGUUUCCCAUGGAUCCAGCGCAGUCAUCACUGGGGCAUGUGAGAGGGACCCCCAGUGCGGAGGAGGGAUGUGCUGUGCGGUCAGCCUGUGGAUUCGGAGUUUGCGGAUGUGCAUGCCCAUGGGACAAGAAGGGGAAGACUGCCACCCCAUGAGCCAUAAAGUUCCUUUCAUUGGCAAAAGGCUACAUCACACAUGCCCCUGCUUGCCAAACCUGGCAUGCAUGAGAACAAUGGAGGGCAAAUUCAAAUGUUCACCACCGUUAAAAUACCAGGACUAUUAUUUUUGA
Megalops cyprinoides (Indo-Pacific tarpon) is the source of this 324-nucleotide messenger RNA. RefSeq names its product prokineticin 2 (gene prok2). The coding region runs from base 1 to 324 and encodes 107 amino acids. The record is from RefSeq and is a predicted model, not a curated record. NCBI's taxonomy places the organism in Eukaryota, Metazoa, Chordata, Actinopteri, Elopiformes, Megalopidae. The transcript has 3 exons.